AUGGCUCCUGGUAACAACGAGCGACAUCCAGGUCACACGGGCACUAUACCCAAGACAAAAGUGAGAAAUAAUUGUAAUGUUCCUCAAGAAGCUGUAACACCAACAAGAAGAGACAUGACGACCAAUUUGACCACCUCAUUAGAUUGGGUGCCUGUCUCUGAAUACAACACUAGGUCUAACUACAGUCAGUCAAGAAAACCAGCUAAUAACACUUCAGAUCACGAAUUGACAGAUUUGGAUAAUUCUGUAUCUUUUGAGAGUGGAUUUGGAAGAUUUGUACCAGUGAGGCCGCAGCCACGCGCAUUACCACUGCAUGCACAAAAUCGUGAAAAUAUUACUGCUGAACAACAUGAUGAUGGUACAGGAUCAUCAAUAUCAGGCCACUCUUUACACCCUUAUGCACAUCAAAUGCAGAAUGGUCUAAUUCCGCAUUCAAACCAUGCGUCAGCUGCUGUUAUGAUUGUGAAUCCAACUACACCAAAUGCUGUCACUGGAAAUGUGUCACAACCAUUUAAUGCUCCAAAUCAAAACAGACAAACAAACAAUUUAACGAGGAACCUUAAUCCAUCUCGAAACUUUGACGGAAGCCACGCGAGCAACAAUAAUACGACGCCUCCAAUUUCUAACUCUAGAACUGGAACAAAGACUGUUAAUUUAAUGAACAAUAUGUAUGAACAGGGACAAGGAAAUUUUAAUAAUGUAAAUGAAAGUAAUCACGUGCACAGAGAAUCAGCGCGAGCAUUAGGCGAGGCUAUAGCUGCAGCAUGUCCAGACGCAGCGGCAGUAGAACGUCGCUUAGGACAAAUACGAGAAUACAUUCGUGUUACUUCGUCUCUAGUUGACACUAUGCGUAAUUCUGAAGAAGAGGCAUUUGUCGAACAUACCAAAGAAGAAUAUGAUGAAUUAGUAGAGAUGGUAAUGAAAUUAAAAGAAAGUGAAAGCAAGUUGGAACAAAUGUUGGUGGAUUGUAAACCAGAAAAUGAUGAGGUGCCUGUUGAAGAAGCAGGUGGAGUUACUAUUGUUGAGUUACAGGCAAGUGAUGUUUCUCAAGACAACAAAAGCGAAGCUAUCGCAGAUAAUAAUUUAAAUAUAGACAAAACGUGCAAUGUUAAAUAUGUAGACAACAGUGUUAUAAAUAAUAAUUUAAAGAAAGUCACUAAUAUCGAAAAUGAGCAAUUGAAUAAAUCAAUGCACAGCAUUAAAGUUGAUGAAGAAGCUCAUCUUCAAGGAGACGGUAAUAAAUCGAGUGAUAUUGGAUGUUGUGAAAUUACUCCCCAAUUACCAGUUGGUAAUUUGGAACGAUUGGAAACAGACAAUGCAAGGCAAGAGGACCAACAAACAGACCCUACGAAGGACGACCAGGAGCUGAAUGAUAUGUUGCGAAAGAAUAUAUUGUCAUGUGUUGAAAAAAUAACAAGAAUAGAAGAAAUAAAAUCUAAAAAGAAAGAAAUGAAAAAGCUCGCAGAUCAGCAGGAUGUAGUGACGCGACCCGUGUCUGCACAAAGCAAUGGGUCUACAUACAGCGACAAUGAGCUCUGGCAAAAUGAAAUUAAAAGUAAAAUGGAACUAUCGCAAGUGCGUUUAGUUGCUCUAAAACAGCAACAAAAGAGACUUUUGAAAUAUCAGGCAGAAGCAAAACAGCAAUUAGAUGAAAUGAAUAGAGAAAGGUCGCAAGGUCAAGACAUCCAGCCAUCUUCGUCUCAUGAAAACUUUGCAAGUGGCCAGAAUCAAACCCUUGGUGGCACUUACCAACAUCGUAUGUACGCCGCCAAUCAAAUAGGUGUAGCAACAACAUUACCACACUCGUCCGAGGCUGUGCAUGGGCAACAAAAUAUGUCAGCUCACAUAGACACUGAUCAUGGUCAUUCUGGACAAUCUAAUCAUAGUCAAGAUGACAGAUUUUCGCAUAGAGAGACCAAUGCUACGGGUAGCGAAGAAGCCACCGGCGCCGGUCGUGAUAGUGAAGCUGAGGAUGAUGAAAUGAUACUAAAUGAACGCAGCCGUAUACUUCAGUUGAAACUUAGAGAAUUGCAAAUGAAAAAACAACACAUGGAAAAUUUGGUUCAAGAAUUUCAAAAGCUACAAAUGGCCACACGGCUUGGAGCCACACACAAUACGUACUCAAGCUCUGGUGAAGAGAGCGCUGACGAGGAACCGCCUCGAAAGUGUAACAAGGCCGGCAGUAAUAACAAGAACGAAGAUCCUUAUAAACUAAUGGAAAUAAAAGCUAUUAAGACUGCUCUUCAAAAAACUAAAGAUUUAAUGAGAUCUGUUGAGACAUAUGAAGCAGAAAACCUAUCAGCCGCCAAUGAUGAUUCCUUCAGAGAAUCGCAUUCAAAUAUCCAUGACAAUAAAUCGGAGGGUGGUGGUAGCAUGGGUGGGUGGUCUAAUGAAAGCAGCAUGUGUCGUGUGCGCAACUCGCUGCCGCAACGUCAUAAGUUCACCAACGAACAGCACUCGCAACAACACACGCAACAGCAUCUUGUGCAACAACAUCAGCAGCAGCAACAACAAAGUCAUGAAGCCAAUAUUGCUACUUUGCAAGAAUUAGCUCAGGAACUGCGCCUGGAAACAGAAAAAAUAAUGGGCGAACGCGCGCGUAUCAAAGACAUGAUGUCUAAUAAAGCAGAGGCAAGUCGUAAGCAGAAGAAAGUAAACGAAGAGGUUCGCGCCGGUCCGUCGGGCGCUCCUGGUCCUGCCGAGAGGCGCCAGAUGCAGCUGCGAGCGUUACUUGCUGAUAAGCAACGAGAGCUCGAAGCUCUACUCAAUAAAGAGAAAGUAUUAUGCUCUGGCCCUGAACCCCAGAAGAUUAAACCAGAGUCUCGCUCCGCUUCGGUCGUCAAUCAAUCAUACAAUAGUGAACAAGAACACGUCAGUGAACCUGAAUCCAGAUCUGAGCAAAUACUAUUAGAUUCCCAAGAUUCGAGGGAAGCUGAAAAUUUCAGGGGAGGUGGCGAUAGCGCCUUGGGUGGUAGGCCGGCACAAUUACCACCUCAUUUGGGCAGCGCUUACGGCAGUGACACGGACAGUGCAUCUAGAAAUAAGUCAAAUCAAAGAAACCGCCUGAGACGAAGACAACCCCAAGAGAGACAGACGGAGGAGAAUACUGCAACUCAAACUAAUAAUACGAACCAAAAUGUUCGCCAUGAGCCAAGAGUAGAGACAUCCAACGUAAAUAUGGUGCCACCAAUUUCUCAAAACUUAGGCGACAAUCCCGCCAACAUGCCGUACCCGCAUUUGCCUCCUCCUUGCUGGAAUACAACUAAAUCCAAUCAGGACAUGCGUAACCAAUUCACUCAAAACAGCCACUCUCAAACCAUGGAGCGUUUGUUGGGAACCCCACAGCUAUCAUUCCCACCAUCUAUGCCCUUUAACAUGAUGAUGCCUUACAGUAUGGUGGGUGGUUGUGGGUGUGGCUGUGGUUUCUGGGGCGCGUGGUGUUGGCAACAGCUUGUUAUGCAGCAACGAGAAAUACAUCAACUUCGAGAUCAACUGAAUCAUUUGGAGGAACGCUGGCGCGCUGAAACAGCAUCGCAUACUUUGAAUAAUCAAGUGCCACCUGGAAAUAGGGCUAAUAAUUAUUGGGACAACUUCCGAAGCUAUUCUCGUCAAAAUCUUCUAUCCGCUAAUAACAAAGCAAACUCAGACGGUCAUUUAGGAGUUGGUCUCGCUCAUAAUCCGCAUCCUUUAGUUGAAAGAUCUCAUAACACAUUACAUCAUACUCCCUCUGCCACACCUCCCUGUAUUACACCGAAAAGAAAUACCAACGCUGCUAGUUCAUCGCAAAAUGUAGGCCAAUCCUCUCAGGCAAAUAAUGAGGACUUACCCAACAGGCAUUCGCGUCGAAACGUUGUAUACGAGAGAUCACUGUCAUUUUCAUCAGCACCAGACGUGUUAAACGUCAAUCAAAAUCUCGAAACUGACGUCACUACAGCAUGCCAUUCGAGGAAUAUCGAUGACAAUAACGUGACUAAUCUAUCCAACAUUAAUAUUAACCGCCAAGAAACUACAUCCAAUUCAUUUAGAAAUCUAAAUAUUACGAACCCAAUUCCUGAAAUCAUCCAGUCGCAUUCUAAUAAUUUAAAUACCACUGCUAACAGUAAAAAGAAGUCUUCUUCAAAACUACCAGCUAAAAACUCAACAAAUAGACGAAAUUACACUUUGGAUUAUUCACAAAUGAGCAACAUUAACAUUGCUAGCUCUUCCGAAACGCCUAAUCCUAAUUUAGCGUCAACGAGUCGCGAAGGUCAAGAUAAAGCUACGUCGAAAUUGUUCGAUCUUCUCAGAGAAAAUGUAUAUUCUGAAGUGACAGCUCUGAUCGAUGUGAACGAAUCACACCCAGAUUUCUUGAUACAAUUGUUUAGAGAAUUGCAAUUGAUUAGUUCUGAUACUUUACGACAAAAAGUGUUACAAUCCAUACGUAACUUGUUAUCUCAAUAUAGUUCCUUACUAGAAAAUCAAAGUCAUGACAGUGCGCUUGAAGAAAAUAGACAGGAGUCUGUCUCAGCAACAUCCGGAGAGCCUGUAACUUUGAACGAAGCUAUCUCGCUGCAGAAUAUGUGUGAAGCACUAGCUUCGGUCAUUUUGAGCAGUAUUACGGAUGGAAGAUAUCUACAACAAACCAAAAGAAGGCUUGUAGAAUUUCUAUCCAAAUAUGAUGGCAUGCGGGUUUGUGACGUGUCAGGCGAUAUUCUCGAAAAUCUACCUUUAUUAGUACCGACCAGCAAUCAAGUUCAAGAGGGCGAGCCUGCACAAUUAACAAAUGAGCUAUCAGAAUCUUCUAUUUUACAAGACGUUGCGGGGUCUUUAAAUUUGUUUAGUUCUAGUGAUAGCCAAUUGCAUCAAUUAAAUGCGUGUCCCUAUGAUCUAUGGCCAGGGCAUGUACACAUGGAUAUCGAAAACUCCGAUGUGAACGAUAAUAGUCCACGCUCCAGUCAAGAGGGCAAAGUAGAUCUCAUAAAUUGUUCGGAGAUGCACAACGGAGAUUUAGCUGAAGCUGAUCAAACCUGUCACACUGAGACGGAAGAGGGAGGCGCCAGUGGACAUGGUGAAGCUGGAGCUAAUGCAGAAUCAUUACCAGACGUUGUAGACACCGAGGAAGUCACACCGACUGAGGCUGAAGCUGAAUGGCUUGGACUUGAUCGUGUGCCAACAAGGCUGCACAUGGAGGAAUCAUCUGAAAAACAAAAAGAUUCUUCUUCUUAA
This is a messenger RNA of Arctia plantaginis, 5205 nucleotides long. The record is from the annotation of a GenBank genome assembly. Lineage: Eukaryota; Metazoa; Arthropoda; Insecta; Lepidoptera; Erebidae.